Molecule: messenger RNA, 1305 nt
Organism: Centropristis striata (black sea bass)
Lineage: Eukaryota; Metazoa; Chordata; Actinopteri; Perciformes; Serranidae
Product: GTP-binding protein REM 2-like
Exons: 6
Coding region: 88-993 (301 amino acids)
Cellular component (GO): plasma membrane
Molecular function (GO): GTP binding; GTPase activity; calcium channel regulator activity
Source: RefSeq, a predicted model, not a curated record
AGAGAGAGAGAGAGAGAGAGAGAGAGAGGCAAGGAAGAGAGACAGUGCUUACUUUGUAGUUACUGAGAGCCGCGUGACAGUUUGCAGAUGCCGACAGAUGUGCCCGAAGACAGGCUCAACACCGAGGAGAAGGCGUCAAAGUGUGACAGUAUGACGCUGUCCAGCACCCCGACUGUUCGCAGAGGAAGCACUCCUCUGCCUAUAAAGCACCAGCUCAGACGGGAAGAAGCAGUCCAUGAUGACUGCGACUGGACAUCAGGUGCAGCUGGACCCUCUGCGUCACCAAUCAGCUUCAGCCCAGCCUUGGAUGACACUCUGACUUUGGCUGUGGAGGGCAGACCUGAUGGGCCUUUAAGGAUCGCCCUGCUGGGGCAGAACGGGGUGGGGAAGUCUUCCCUGGCCAUGGCCCUCGCUGGGGACAUGGACCGGGCUGCGUCUGUAGAUUCUGAAGGGGAGGGUUAUGUGCGCACAGUCACCGUGGAUGAUGAGGAGAGUACCAUCAUUAUCUAUGACAACUGGAGACAGGACCUGUCAGCUCUGCAGUGUGAGGUGUGUAUCCUGGUGUUUUCAGUCACUGACAGGCGUAGUUUCCAUCGCACUGCUCAACUUCGACUUCUCUUGAGAGAGACUCAGCCCCAAACUCCCAUCAUCCUCGUUGGUAAUAAGAGUGACCUCGUUCGCACACGUGAGGUCACCUUUCAAGAGGCCAUGUCCAGUGCCGCUCUCUAUAACUGCUUGUACCUGGAGAUCUCUGCCUCUUUGGACCACCGUACUCCGGAGCUCCUGGAGUGCGCGGUGCGGCUAACCAGGGGCCAGUCCCCCUGGCCCCCUGGGUCCAGCGCUGAGGACAUGAGUGGCGGAGGCCGUGAGAGCAUCACCUCCCGCGCCAAACGUUUCCUGUCCAGCCUGGUGCCCCGGUACCCGCGAGAGCGAGAAGUGGGCAAGUUCCUGAGGCAGAAAUCCCGCUCUUGUCACGACCUGGGGGCGCUGUGAUCGGGCGCCACAGGGAGUUUAAUGGUUAGAUCGUUUACAGAGGUAGCUGGAAGUGAUGUAGUAUACCAACAAAGAGCUGAAGCAUUUAGUGGCCAAGAGAGGAAGAUGUGAGGUGCCAGAGCUAAGGCGGGACAUUGACAAUAAUGUUAGUGAUGUUUAUCCAUAGUAUGAUAUAGAAAUUUUGUACACAAGACCAAACAGCAAAGAGAAGAUACAAUACUGUUGUAGAACACAUGUAAAUAAACUAUAGAAGUGAUGCAUAACUGCCACACUAAAGCUAAAUAAAUAGCUUUUUUGAGUCUUGAAACAGUC